CUUUUAUUUUUCAAGGUUAAGGUUAAAAGAUGAACGUGUCUAAGUUGUGUAAAAGUUCAACAAACCUAUUCCUUAUUAGCAUUCGCACAGCAAAAUCGAUGGCCGGUAAAGGCCUGGCUGGAGCGGGAAUGCCAAAAAAGGAACGAAUGGUCGUGGAAGAGGACGCGGCGAAAUUAACAAGUCAAUUAUGCGGUGGAAACAUAUAUAUAGAAGGUGAAGAUCCAAAAUUAAAGGACGAUAGCGAAUAUCCCGAGUGGCUAUGGAAGAUGAGAUUGGACCGAGGAGCUACUCCACCAGAAGAACUUGACCCUAAUGACUCUUAUUAUUGGAAAAUAAUUAGAAGACAAAAUCUACAACGAUCAAGACUUAUUGCUAAACAAAAAUAUAAAUUUAAAGAUUUUGAUUAAACAAUGUAAAAUGUUAAGUAUUACAUAAUAUUUUAUAAGAUAAAAGGUGUAGUUUGUCAGGCAAAUUGCUUUAAUGAAGAAGAGAAGGAGUAGAAGUGUGAAGAGUUCGUAGGAAAAAAAAUUAAGUAAAAAUUUGCAUAAAGUGGAUAAUUGUCUACUUAUGAUUUGUGAAGUAGAAAAAGCGUCUAAAUUAAUUUCUUAUUCUAAACAUGAAAGAGAAAGACGCCAAUAGCUAUAUCUGAUUAGUUAUGGUUCUUUCAGCUCGGUUACAGAAUUUAGUAGAUUGACGAGUAGAAGGUGAAGGAAUAAUACUAUAUAUUCUCCUAUUCUACUUGUUUGUUAGGAUUUUAGAGAACAGCCUCAGAAUACAAAGUAUUUUUAGAAGCCAAAGCCGAACACCCAACUUUCAUGAGGGCUGUUGACUGUACCCGAGAAGGUUUCCUACAAAAGGCUCUCAUUCUUGAUGUUUUACAAAUCAAACAGUUUACUGUUGCAGUUUUGUUAUCGACUUUUUCUUUUUUUUCAUCAACCAAUUGUUCAAAGGAAUACAAUUUUGUCGAUGAGUUCCCAAUAUCUUAAAUAGAUAGGCGGCGCUUCUAUUAGAUGAAAAGAGCUAUCAUCUUGGAAUGUAAUUCGGGACAAAAAGUAAGUUUUGUUUUCGCUAAAUGAUUACAAACCAGAUGCUCUCUGAAUUUCUCUUUUCUCACAUCUUGGGAAUUUUAAUGACUUAAAGCUUUCCUCUAAGGAGUUGUCGAUUAUAGAAAGAUCUUGAUCAAUUUCCUGGAUAAAAGACUAAAAACCAUAGAAUAUUCUUAAUCUAUAAUUUUAGCCCAUUGAUAAAGUUAGUUGGACUACAGUAUUUAUAAAUAGACAGUGGAAUAAUCUAUAAGAAAAUUG
Dimorphilus gyrociliatus is the source of this 1304-nucleotide messenger RNA. The record is from the annotation of a GenBank genome assembly. Lineage: Eukaryota; Metazoa; Annelida; Polychaeta; Dinophilidae.